This is a messenger RNA of Heteronotia binoei (common prickly gecko), 1255 nucleotides long. RefSeq names its product coiled-coil domain-containing protein 74B-like. The record is from RefSeq and is a predicted model, not a curated record. Bases 157 to 1080 code for a protein of 307 amino acids. NCBI's taxonomy places the organism in Eukaryota, Metazoa, Chordata, Lepidosauria, Squamata, Gekkonidae. The transcript is spliced from 8 exons.
UUCCGGAGGUUGCUCGGUCCGCUCCGCUUCAUCCACCUUAACUCCACUUCAUCUUGCAGAAGCCGCCGCGCCAUGGCCGGGCCCACUUAGAGCGGAGGGGAGCCGCUCGCUAUGCUCGCUGUCCGACCCACGACCUCCGCCUGACUUGACCUCGGGAUGCAGAGCGGCGGCCUACCUGGCCUCGGGAUGCUGUCCCGCUGGCCCCGCGCCGAUACUGUAGAGCGCAGCGUCGCUUUCCUGCAGCAACAGCACUCCGAAACUCUGGCCCAGCUGCACCAGGAGGUGGAGCGGCUGAAACGUCAGAAUAGGGAUCUUCAGUACAAACUCAUCAUGCAGCCUGCCUUGCAGACGCCCGAUUCUCCCAACAUUCUGUCUGCCAAGCCUUCCCAAAGGAUUAGUCCUGUGGAAAAAGUAGCUUCAAGCCCAAAGGCAACAAAAAGAGAAGGUUCUGCAAAACCAGUGGAAAAGAAACAAAUGAGUGAGGAGCUCAUAGACAAAAUGGAGAGUGCAGAAGAGGCAGCAGCCAGUGUGAUGCAAAAGGAUGCUGAGACCCUCCAUUCAGAGCUGGAGACACCAGCAGAGAAGGCUCCCCCCAGAAACCCAGAAGUCUGUGACAAAAUGACAUCCCCAAUACCUCUUCCAUCCCCAAGACAAACAAAAACCGAGGAAGUGAAAAUCCCUCCAGCUUCUUCCAACCCGUUCUUGGUGAAUGUGCUUCCGUCCCACAUGCGGAAGCCCCCAACGCUGGAGGAGUGUGAGGUGGUGAUUCGCCAGCUGUGGAACAUCAACCACAUGCAGAUGCAAGAGCUGAUGUAUUUGAGAUCAUGUUUGGAAGACAUCCACAAGACCAAAAGAAUUCCUGAAGACUAUAUGCUAGCUGGGCAGCUAGGGAACCAGGAUACCACACGUUUGCCUAGAAUGAAGAAUGUUCCUAAGAAAUGUAGGAUUCUAACACCACUGCCUGCUGCUGAAAGAGCUGUGCUGCCAGCACUGAAGCAAACAUUAGGAAAUGCUUUUGCUGAGAGACAGAAGAGAGCACAAGCCGCUCAGAGGAACAGGCUUCAUCGGACUGUGCUUUAGCAAGUAGAGUUCAAUCAAUUUGCUUCUAUAAAUGGUUCAGAAGCCACCCCCGGCCAUGUUUGUUCCCCACAUCAUAUACUGGAUGAGUUUGCACAAUUCUUCCAACAGGGUCUUGGCAUGAUGUUCUCUCUCAUUUAACUUUCUGUUAAGUACAUAAAUAACUGCCUGUUUUUGU